AUGCAUAAAAACAUUUUUUUGCUCCUUAUACAAAGAAUGAAAAAAACAAUGAAGAAAGAGAUUUUGAAAAGCCAGGUAGAUACGGCGGAGUAUGAAUACGUGGAACUAUCUAAUGGCAUAAAGGCGAUUGUUGCAUCAGAUCCUGCAUUGGAUAAGUGCAGUUGUGCGGUGUCUGUUAAGGUUGGAUCGUUUAGUGAUCCUGAAUAUGCUUUAGGACUUGCACACUUUCUGGAGCAUAUGCUGUUUAUGGGAACGGAGGAGUAUCCUGGAGAGAAUGAGUUUGAUUGUUUUAUGAACCAGAACAACGGAUCGUUCAAUGCAAUUACAUGGGGAGAAGUGACAGAGUAUUUUUUUGACAUAUCACCAGAUGCAUUUGAGGAGGGAGUAUAUAGAUUUGCAGACUUUUUCAAGGCGCCUUUGCUACGUCAAGAUGCAGUUAAAAGAGAAAUAUCUGCGGUGAAUGCAGAGUUUGUGAAUGGACUGAAUAGAGAUGAGUGGAGGAUACAGAGGAUGAUUGAAGUUCUCUGUAGUGAUGAAGAGCCGUUGAAGAAGUUCAGUGUUGGAAAUUAUAAAACACUAGAUCAUGAUGGAAUAUGGGAUGAAGCGAGAGAGUUCUGGACAAGACACUAUAGUAGUGAGAAGAUAUGUGUAGUGAUAUACGGAAACCAGAGCAUUGAAGAUAUGAAGAGAUACCUGAGCAAAUUUGAGGGAGUACAGAGAAGAACAGCAUCUGAGGUAUCUGAUGGCAUACAAGAAUUAAGUAUUAAGCAAGAAGAGAAAAGGAGUGUGUUUAAGAGCGAAUACUUGAAUAAAUGGAUCACUAUAGAAUCUUUUGCAGAAGUGAGAAAGGUUAUGGUGACGAUUACGGUUCCAUCUGGAUACAAGAUGUUUAGGAAGAAUUCGUAUGGAUAUGUGCUAGGCAUGCUUGAGCGAAGCGAUGAGAGAGGAUUUAUUUGCGGAAUGAAGGAUCUUGGGCUUGUAUUAUCUAUAGAUGUGGAAGUGCAGGACUAUAGUGAUUAUUCUCUGUUUGUUGUUAGUAUCUUUGUGUCUGAAGAAGGUACAAGAAAAAUGAAGGAAGUGCUGGAAGGUUUUGUGCGGUAUCUGAGGGGAAUAGAAGUGAACGAAGAAGAGUAUGAGGAAUUGAAGAGGAGGAAUGAGAGUGUAUUUAGAUACAGUGAACGACAGGAGAUGACUGAACAAGUGAGCAAUAUUGUAAGGAGCAUGCAAUUUUAUCCGAUUGAGAAUGUAUUGAACCAUGAAUACUGUUUUGAAGGAUUUGAUGAAGGCGAGAUACGAGGAGUGAUAUCGAAGAUGUGUGAUGUAUCGCAAUGGCUAGUGUUUGAUAUAAAUUUUGAUUAUGACAAGAUAAGUAGUGAGAAUGAAAGGAAGUACAAGGAGAGAGAAGAGAUAUAUGGAAUAGGAUAUGAAGUAGGAAAGCAGGUAUUUGCAGAAUCAGCGUAUGAGAUAAGUGUUGCUAGAUUGGAUGAGAUCAGAAUGAUGGCCAUUGAUAAAGAUAUGCGUAAUGAAAUGAAACAAGUUGAGAAAGACGGUGGAAAGCUUUUGUAUUUGUUUGAUGAGUCAUAUAAGGUUCCUAAAGUGUUUGUUGGGUGUGUGUUGAAGUUUGAGUAUGAGAGGAAAGAUGUGUUAGAUUUUAUGUUUUUGGUUAAUAAAGCAAAGGAUGUGUUUUUAAAGAAGUAUGGAAAGCUGGUGUAUGCAACAGAUGUGAGUAUUGAUGCGCAUGUAUGCUUGGGUGGAAUAGAGAUUGUUGCGGAAGGAUUUACUAAUGUGGUAAAGAAUGCAUUUGAGGUUUUCUUUAAUGUGCUGUUUGAGGAAGCAAGUGAAGGAGAAGGCAGGAACUUGAUGAUAAUGCAGGAGAUGAUGAAUGUAUUGGAGCAAGAAAGGACCAAGAAUCCUUAUGCAUUGUGUAUGCAUGGAAUGAUGAAGAUGAAAGUUGAUGGAUACAUGCUUCCUGAGGAGAAGAUGAAGAUGGUGAAGGAGAUUGAUGUGCAGAAGAUGAUACCAAGAAGUUUUUUUGCAGAUAUGGUUGUAGUUGGGAAUGUAAAGCAUGAAUGGGCGGUUAAUGUGUUUGAAAGUGUUUGCCUGAGGCAGCAUGGAGAUUGUGUGAAUCUGAAGAGCAAAUUAAUGGAUUUGAGCAGGAAAUGCGAUGUGCAUACGGAGGAUCCUGCAAGCAAUGCAUGUGCGAUAUAUUUGUAUGGAGGCAAGUAUGCAGACAGUAAGGAGACAGCGGUGAUCAACUUUGUGCAGCAUGCAUGCAAGGGAAUGUUUUUUGAUCAGCUCCGAACUAAAGAGGAACUUGGAUAUAUUGUAUACUGUAGGAUGGCGUAUGUUGAAGACGAGCAGUAUAUAACAUUUGUGGUGCAGAGCGAGAGAGAAGUGGAGUAUUUGGAGGGCAGAGUCAAAAAGUUUAUUGGUGACCUGAAUGGAUAUUUUGCAGAAAUGCAAGACGAGGAGUUUGAGAAGUUUAGAAGUGCAGUAAUGAUGCACUUUGAGGAGAGGAAGAAGAAUUUUGGGCUAUAUGGAGAAGGGAUAUGGAAGAGCUAUCUACGAGGAGUAAGUGAUCUUGAGUAUGAGAAGAGGGUUUGUGAAGCUCUUAUGGGAGUUACGAAGCAUGACUUGAGUAAGAUUGACUGGAUGGCAGAUUGUUAUGUGGUGCGAGUGGCUUUACAGUACUAA
Molecule: messenger RNA, 2694 nt
Organism: Ordospora colligata OC4
Lineage: Eukaryota; Fungi; Microsporidia; Ordosporidae
Product: insulinase-like Zn-dependent peptidase
Exons: 1
Coding region: 1-2694 (897 amino acids)
Biological process (GO): proteolysis
Molecular function (GO): metalloendopeptidase activity; metal ion binding
Source: RefSeq, a predicted model, not a curated record